AGCCGAAGUAGCCAAAAGAUGUGGAGGUUUGCCAGUUUUGAUUGUCACAGUUGCAAGCACUUUACGGAAGAGUACUUUAGUGGAAUGGAAAGAUGCUCUGAGACGCCUUCAGACGUUUGAGAAGAGAGGAUCGACCAAGCAAGCUUUUUUGGCUCUAGAAUGGAGCUAUGAUCGACUGGAUGAUGAGGAGCUUAAGCCGUUGUUCUUGCUAUGUGGAGUUAUUUCAUGGAAGAACUCCAUCUUUCUCGAAGACUUGUUGAAAGUUACAAUGGGGUUGGAUUUGCUUAAAGAUGUUUGAUACAAUGGAUGAAGCACGAAAUUCAUUGCUUUCAUUGGUUAUAAAGCUUAAAGGUUAUUCUCUAUUGCUAGACCAUGAUGAUGACACAUCCGUCAGAAUACAUGAUCUUGUACAUGAUGUUGCCAUUGAUAUUGCAUCUAGGGAUGGACAACUCUUAUCAGUAGCAUGCGGAGAUGAGUUCAAAACUUGGCCCAAAAACUCAAAGUACAGCAAGAUCUCAACCAAAUCUGGCAGUCUUGUUGCACUUUCAGAUGCUUGGGAAUGCAAAAAAUUUGAAAUGUUCUAUUUGCGCUGUGAAGACAAGUACCGGUCACUCCGAGUCCCAAACAGUUUCUUCGCAAACAUGGAAGAACUCAAAGUGUUGGGUUUAAGAAAUGUGACUAUUAAUUUUACAUCUCUUAAGUUUUUGAAGAAUCUUCAGACGUUGUGUUUAGAGGAUUGCAUUGUGGAAGAAGACAUAGCUCUAGUUGGGGAGCUAAGGAAAUUAGGAAUUCUCAGCUUGGUAGACACCAAUAUUGAACAACUGACCGAUGAAAUUGGAGAAUUGAGUUGUCUGCAAUUGUUAGAUUUGACCGGUAGCUGUUCUCUUAAUGUGAUUGCACCUAAUGUUUUAUCAAGAUUGACAAGACUAGAAGACUUGAGAAUCAGACACAGCACUAACGGAUGGGAGGAUGAAGAUGAAGGUGAGAGAAGUAAUGCUAGUCUUUCGGAGCUCAAGCACUUGUCUCGACUAACAGCAUUGGAAAUACAUAUUCCAGAUCCUGAUAUGCUUCCAGAGGACUUGUUCUCCGUAAAACUAGAAAGAUUCCAUGUACUUAUUGGCAAUGCAGCCUAUGAGAAUGAACGGAGCAUGAACACCUUGGCUCUGCAGUUCACUACUGGCGACAAACUGGACGAAGGUCUAAAGACGUUGGUGAAGAAAUCUGAAGAUUUGAGCUUCAUGGGGGUAGAUAAUGCUAAUCAAAUUGCCCAAUUAUUAGACGGCGAAGCUGUUGGGAAAGUGAAGCAUCUUUAUCUCGGUGAACUAGAUUCUACAUACAUCACAAAUUCGAAGGUUGUGUUUACCAGUUUAACAACCUUGGAAGUGGUUAAGUGUCAUGGUAUAAAGAUCUUGUUAUCGUCUUCAGUGGCCAGAAGUUUAGAUCGACUCAGGACUCUCAAGAUUAGUAACUGUGGAAGCAUGGAGGAGAUAGUAUCCGAUUCAUCAUCAAUCUUUCCCAACUUGGAAGCUGCGGCCUUCGGUUCCAUAGAGAUGUGGAGUGGUCCAGUACCCCCAAUACAAUUUUGUACCAAACUCAGUGUGGUUCAAGUUGACGGCGCGACCUUCUCCAAGCACACUGCUUUCCUUGAGGAAUUACACAACCUUGAAACAAUAUUUGUGACGGACAGUGAAAACAAAGACAAGCAUUCUUGCAGAGAAAUAUUUGUGGAUGAAGUAAAUAAUAGUGGAGGGGAAAUACAUCCACUCGGGAUCCUCCCACAAGUUAAGAUACUGAAGAUCAGCGAUAUGAAUGAUCUUAUGAAUAUUGGGAAGGAGAGCUCUCAAUCAGCAGUUCCACUUUUUCCAAAAUUGGAGAAACUAAGCGUCAAGGAUUGUCCCAUCAGGGAGUGUAAAAGAAUGGGAGUAAUAGUGGCAAAUGAGGAAGGUGAUCAUGAGAUUGCUUUCAGGCGGUUGAAACAUUUGGACCUCCAAAAUCUACCAAGUCUCCGAGGACUUUGCUUGGGAAGCUGCAAUCUCAAGUUCCCUUCAUUAGAAACUUUAAGAAUAAGCAAGCGCCUCAAAUUGAAGCUUUUCCCCCAAGAUGAAUUGCUAUGCACAAUAAAUUACAAGUACGACACAGACGUUAAGAAUGCUCCUGUGGAUGGCGACGAUAGAGCUUAA
Molecule: messenger RNA, 2180 nt
Organism: Fragaria vesca subsp. vesca
Lineage: Eukaryota; Viridiplantae; Streptophyta; Magnoliopsida; Rosales; Rosaceae
Product: disease resistance protein At4g27190-like
Exons: 4
Coding region: 291-2180 (629 amino acids)
Source: RefSeq, a predicted model, not a curated record